CAACCAUAAAUUGAGUUUUCGUUUGGAACGGUUGGGAGGAGGGGGUCAACUCCAGGAGCCAUUUAUAGACAAAAAGAGCAGCGAGAGAGAAAGCGCUUUGAGAACUUGACAAAUCUUCUUCAGUUCAAGUACAACCUGGAGCUCAGGAACAGAAGAACUUUGAAUUACAGCAGCGCUGAAGGGCUUGAAAGCAGACCAACACUGAGAAAAACCAGGCACAUGCCAUUGUUAUAAAUAACUGCACAUAAGACAGUGCGCAAUGGCACCAUCACUCUCGCAGGCCUACAGGAGGCGCUGGUGGAUGGCAGUCACCUCCAUCAUAGAAAACCUGCUCUUCUCUGCUGUAUUGUUGGGUUGGGGUUCACUACUAAUCAUGCUGAAGAACGAGGGCUUCUACUCACACCUCUGCACAGAAAAUGUCACCGAGGGUCACAGUAACGUGAGUUUGACGGAGCACACGGUUUGGCUGAGCUGCAUUGAGCAGGAGGAGAUUCUCAAUCUGGGCUUCACCAUCGGUUCCUUCAUCAUCAGCGCAGCCACUCUGCCGCUGGGAGUCCUGAUGGACAAGUUUGGCCCUCGUCCAAUCAGACUGUUUGGCAGCUCAUGUUUUGCGCUCUCUAUGGUUCUGAUCGCUGUAGCGUCUUAUAAUCCAAAAGUGUUAUCAGCUCUCAUAUUCAUCGCUGUCUCUAUGAAUGGGUUUGGAGGAAUCUGUCUAACCUUCACUUCACUUACAUUGCCGAAUAUGUUUGGAAACGUGCGUUCCACCAUCCUUUCACUCAUGAUCGGCUCGUAUGCCUCCUCCGCGGUCACCUUUCCUGGAGUCAAGCUGAUCUAUGAUGUCGGCGUGUCGUUCUCUGUGAUCUUCUGGCUUUGGGCCGGGUUUGCCUGCCUCGUCUUCCUCAAUUGCUUUCUAAACUGGCCUGGAGAAUCUUUUCCUGCCCCCGAGGACAUCAGAUACAUUACUAUGGGGAAGUUGAGAGGUAAAGAGCUGGACCAAAAGAUGACCGACACUCGUGUGGUUCUGAGAGAGCAAGAGGAGCCCAAAAAACUGCCUUCCAGUGAUGAAGCCGCCAGUGAUGGAGCAGAAGCACAGAGCUCUCCUCCCUUUCGUCGCUCUGUGUGCUCUCCUAUCUUCCUGUGGAGCAUCAUCACCAUGGCGAUGACACAGCUCCGGAUCAUUUUUUUCAUGGGUGCCAUGAAUAAGAUGUUGGAGUUCCUGGUGACCCACGGGGACGCGAACCCCUCUGAGGAGUUGAUGAAGGAGUCAGAAGAGCAAGUGGGCCUGUACUCGUCCAUCUUCGGCACUCUUCAGCUGCUCUGCCUGCUGUCAUGUCCUCUGAUCGGAUACAUCAUGGACUGGAGGAUGAAGGAGUGUGAAGAUGACGUCAGUUCAGCAGACGGAGAAAAGAGUCCGUCUGGGCCUCCAAAGAGGGAUAGAAAGAUCCAGAAACUCACCAACGCCAUAAGAGCUUUCAUCUUUACUAACAUGCUGCUAGUCACCUUCGGAAUCCUUUCCCUCAUAGACAAUCUACCCAUACAGGUGGUGUCAUUCAUUCUUCACACUGCAGUUCGGGGUUUCAUUCACUCCUGCUGCGGUGGCCUUUAUGCUGCUGUGUACCCAACCAAUCACUUUGGCACUCUUACGGGUCUGCAGUCCAUGAUCAGUGCUGUGUUUGCCCUCCUACAACAACCACUCUUCAUGUUGAUGGUGGGACCAUUAAAGGGAGAUCCUUACUGGAUCAACUUGGGCCUGCUUCUGUUCUCAUUGGUUGGAUUCCUGCUGCCAGGAUACCUUUUCUAUCAUCGCAGACAUCUAAUACAAGAGAAAGCAGCACGCGACGGUCAGUCUCUGAGCCUCAACCAAACUAACGAUUCCUCAAAACAUCAGGGGACCAACGGGGAUGUCUGAGGUGGAACAUGUAUGAUUGUGUUGUAUGUGAAUUAUGGAUUAACAGAUUAAUGACAGUUCCAUACGGAAAUAUCAGGCUUCCUGUUCAGUCACAGCAGAGACUUGAUAAAUAUGAAACAGUGUUACAAACAAAACAAGCAAACGUGCAAUUCAAAGCAUCAUUCAAGGCUGUGUGACUGGACAGGAUGUAUUCUCAAGGCUUUUAUCAGUAAUUUUGUAGACAGAGAAAUAAAAUGAUGCCACGUUGUCUGUCCAUUUUAAAAGUCUUGUUAACCAUCGCAACCAAAUAAAUAAUGUUUUUGUUGGUGCACCAAACACUGCUUUAGGCUUUACAAUACCCUACCUGACAAAAGUCUUGUGAUUGAUCCCAGAUGUAAGAGCAACAAAUAAUUGACUUCAAGUUAAAGUGGCAGACGGUAGAUUUUUCUGAUGAAUCAUCUGUUAAACUGCAUCACAAAUACUGCAGAAGACCUAUUGGAACCCGCAUGGACCCAAAGAUUCUCACAGAAAUCAGACAAGUUUGGUGAAGGAAAUAUCAUGGUUUGGGGUUAUAUUCAGUAUGGGGGUGUGCGAGAGAUCUGCUGAGUGGAUGGUAACAUCAACAUCCUGAGGUAUCAAGACAUUUGUGCUGCUCAUUACAUUACAAACCACAGGAGAGGGCAAAUUCUUCAGCAGGAUAGCGCU
Molecule: messenger RNA, 2593 nt
Organism: Danio aesculapii
Lineage: Eukaryota; Metazoa; Chordata; Actinopteri; Cypriniformes; Danionidae
Gene: slc43a1b
Product: solute carrier family 43 member 1b
Exons: 15
Coding region: 260-1909 (549 amino acids)
Biological process (GO): transmembrane transport; neutral amino acid transport
Molecular function (GO): neutral L-amino acid transmembrane transporter activity; L-amino acid transmembrane transporter activity
Source: RefSeq, a predicted model, not a curated record